This is a messenger RNA of Bacillus rossius redtenbacheri, 4871 nucleotides long. Its product is annotated as nitric oxide synthase-interacting protein homolog. Gene Ontology annotation, cellular component: nucleus. Gene Ontology annotation, molecular function: ubiquitin protein ligase activity. NCBI's taxonomy places the organism in Eukaryota, Metazoa, Arthropoda, Insecta, Phasmatodea, Bacillidae. The record is from RefSeq and is a predicted model, not a curated record. The transcript is spliced from 7 exons. Bases 233 to 1117 code for a protein of 294 amino acids.
AAAUGGUUUGUCACUUUGUUAGGAAAAGACUGGGGAUUUUGUGUUUUAAAUUGUUUACUUUUCAUCGUUAAGUUAUUGGAUUAGUCUAACUCUAUGGGAUUAGUGCUACUGUGUAAUGAGUAUAGUGAGACUAAAUUGCUCUAUGAUAGUAAAUAUAAUAUGAUAUAAAAACAAUUUAGUUUUUAUGUAAAUUAAACGUUUAAGUAAAGUAUAGAUUUGAAGCUAUUGACUGAUGACACGUCACGCAAGAAAUUGCACUGCAGGGGCUGUGUAUACAUAUCAUGAAAAGAAAAAAGAUGCUCAAGCUUCAGGAUAUGGCACAAAUACCCAACGUAUAGGUAAAGAUUCGGUAAAAGAUUUUGAUUGUUGUUGUCUCACGCUUCAACCUUGUAGGAACCCCGUUGUCACGAAAGAUGGCUUUUUAUUCGAUAAAGAGGCCAUACUUGAAUAUAUUUGCUCCAAGAAGGUUGAUUAUGUGACAAAGUUGAAGGAGUACGAAAGGCAGAAGAAGAAAGAGAAGAAUGAAUUGGCUGAGUUGGCAGAAGCUGAAAAAGAGUCUAAGCUUCAAAACUUUCUCAAAACUGAAAAGAAUAUUGUUAGCACUCCAGUAAGAGCAUUUAAUCCAGGAACCUCAGCGAAUGAGGAACAGUCCGUCUCCAACAUGGCCAAUGGGCGUGACAAGCAUUUACCAAGUUUUUGGAUUCCAUCUAAAACACCAGAGGCUGAAGGGAAAAAGCUGCAGAAGCCUGAUAAAACUGUCUACUGCCCUGUUAGUGGUCUGCCAUUGAAGGCCAAAGAUCUCGUAGAAGUUAAGUUCACUCUCGUGAACGACCCAGACGACAAGCGAGCCAUCGUGGUGAAAACCAAUCGCUACAUGUGUCCGGUGACACAUGACAUCCUGAGCAAUUCCGUGCCGUGCGCGGUCCUAAGAACCACGGGUGACGUGGUGACCUUGGAGUGUGUGGAGAAGAUCAUCAAGAAAGACUGGCUGCACCCGCUGACUGGGGAAAAGCUGACAGAAAAAGAUGUGAUUACACUUCAGAGGGGUGGCACGGGCUACGCGAUCACAAAUAACAACCUGGAGGGGAAACAUGAAAGGCCAGUUCUUCAAGCCUGAAGAAAGUUGUUACACAUAGCCAUGUAUAUUUUAUCACUGAUAUAUGUUCAUAAAAUAUUGUUUGAUAAGAUAAAAAAAAAUGGAAAUAUUUAGAGAUGCAUACUGCAUUUAAAUGCAGUAUUUAGACAGACUGGAAUGAAUGGUAUAGAUUUAUUAUUCUUUAUGAAGAGUCAUUUAAAGUUGUGAUGACAAAUGUGUUUCCAAAUAGUUUUCUGUACAUAUAAUUAAAAAUAAUGUUAUAAUUUAAGAAGUAUAAAAGUUGCAAUUAUAUUAAAACAACAAAUUUUGUUGUAAAUUUUUUGAAUGUAAAAAAAAAAUGUGGUUUGAAACACAAAAAUAAACACAAUCUAAUUUCUGUUCUCUGAUCCCUCUGGGAAGCUGUCCUAUCUAGCAAAACUUCACAUUGCAUAUAAGUGUAUUUUCUUUGUGUGUUUAUAUGUCUGCAUGUACCAGUCUGUUAGUACUUGUAUGCCUGUCUUGUUUAUUUACAAUUAAGAGAGUAAAGUUACAGAGUUAAAAUGUUUCUGAGUUAUCUUCUAUUAAAAUGACACAGUAACACUGUUCGAUAAGCGUGGUUUUGAAGUAAUGACGCUAAUAAUUACGGCAUAAUUUGAAGUAGUGCGGUCAUAGAUUCAGAAUAGUACUGUUUUCUUUUAUGUGAAUUUUUAUUUCCUUGCCCACACAAUGGCAAUAGCACUUGUAUAGCAAUAAAUACAAUGCAAUGAAAUAAUAAUACAACAAAUCAACUAAUAAUAUUUUACUCAUUCCUUAAUAGCUAUAAGCUUCCUUCAGUGCGUGUUUAUCUUCGAUGACACCUGUAUGUUCAGUGUUUAGUCAACGUUUGUUUUACACCUGCAUAUCAGCAACAGCACUGGAUAGUAAAGCUAGAAUCUUUCAGGGAUAAUUUACCUCGCGCCUACUAGGAUGUGCUUGUGCAAAAGUGCCAGUGGCAAAUCAUCGCAGACGUGCAUUUGGUAAACAAUAGAGUCAGGAAUUAUGUUAUCAGGUUUAAAAAUCUUUUUAAUAAUAGAAAACAUUAGGUCUAAGCUUUUUUAAUUCUUAUUAAAACUGAAAUAUUUCUACUAUGAUGAUAACAUUAUUAUUUCGUAAUUCAGAAAUGUUAGCUCCUGCUUAAGAAGGUUAUGCCCAAGCAUUAUUGUGUAAACCUUUGUGGUACGUAACAUUUUUAAAUUUAAUUUUUGUUGAUUUAGUCUCAAAAUGUUAUUCAAUAUUUAUUUCAAUGUACUUUAAGUGUGUUCAAACAUAUAUUUGUACUGUAAAUUAAUUUUAACAGGAGCAGUGUCGUGAUUAAAAUGGUAGUCAGCAGGCGCACUUACCUGAUUAAAAAACAAAAUAUUGGUACAAUUAAAUAAAAAUCAUUGAAGUCUAAAUUUGUUAAGAGUAAGUAAAGUUCAAAAGUAAAUUUUGUACCUACAUCGUGGUUAAGUAUUUUUAAACUCUGUAAAAUUUCUUUGUUUUUCAUGGUUUGGUUCAAAGUUCUGUUGGCUUGAUACAAGUAUCUGUAGCUGAAUCCAAAAUUUUAAUUUCAAAUUUUAUUGUGAUUUAAAUUCAUUCUAAACAUUUGGAAUUCAAAUCAAAUUUGAAUUGAUGUUACAUACAGUAGAACCUCACAUAUCCGACCAUGGCGGGACCGGGCCAUGGUCGGAACGGCCAAAAGGUUGGAUAUCCGUAGGAGCAAAAAAUAUAUAUAUACCCCUUUCCCAGCUAUACAGUAUGUAUAGUAAUACAACUUUAUUUGUAAAAAAUGUUACUGUAUACAUUUAAAACAUUUACUUUUGUUAAAUUAUAAAUGAGAAGAUGAAUACAAUGUAAGCAUACCUUAUUUAAAGGAUUCAGUAAUGUAUUUUUAGUUUCAGUUUUGCCUAAUUUUGAUUUUGCGGAAGUGUCUCUCCACUUUUUUUUGCCCACAAUACAUUACGUUACGUUAAAAAAAAAACAUAGAACAGUACAAGAUUAUAGUACGAGCACAUUCUACACCAACAAUCACGGCUGAACUGACAGUUUGAGACACGGAAACAUGUAGAUGCGUCACAUUUUCAAGUCUGAACAGGCUCGCCAACCACGCAGACUAGGUCGGAUAUCCGGAGGAGUCGGUUGUGGGAAGGUCGGAUAUGAGGGGUCCUACUGUAUUUGAAAUUCAAAUUGUUUUAUUUUUUUUUUUAUUUAGGUACUAAAAAGAUAUCUCAAUUUGGGAGAUAGAGAAUUUUACAAACCUACUAUAGACAUUGUUUAUAUAAAUUAAAAUCGCAAUUUUAUAUCAUAUAGUAUAUAAGUACAUUAGGUAUUAAGAUUAUUAUAAUAGGUAGAGGAAAAGGUUUACAAGAGAAAGAAUUUCUCACAUUUUGAAAUGUUAAGGUCUAUUCUACAUUGAUUGCCCUUCAAUGAUUAGGUUUUAUGCAAGAAUAAAAAGUUUUUUUUUUUUUUUUAAUUUUAUUUAAAAAAAAAAAAAGAAUAACAGGUUAUUUCAAGAAAUUGUAGUUGCUUACUAUUUUAAAUUUUCACUCGGAACUGCACUCUUGCAUCUCUCCAUCAGAUUUUCCCUUCUGGCUACUCUUAACUUUAAUAACAAAAACUUCUUAGCUGAAAAUCCUAUGUGUAUAUUAAAUUGCGGUGAGUUUAGGUUCCCUGUAAGCUUAUGGGUUGAAGAUCAAAUUUUUAAAACCGGUUUUAUAAGUUUUAAUAAAAAACUGCUUUUGUAAGACCAUAUGAUUUUUUUCUUUGCUGAAGAUCAAAUUUUUUAAACCUGUUUUAUAAGUUUUAAUAAAAAAGUGCUUUUGUAAGACCAUAUAAUUUUUUUCCUUGCUCCAAGCAUUCGUUUUCAAUAGCCAGUGAACAUUAUCAUGUAGCCUAUGCCUUUAUUGCUGUUGGAAAUUGUGAGAUAGAAAUUAUGUCCUCUAGUACUCAUGCUCACUGCCAAAUAAGUGUGAUGCAUCUGUGAUCAUGGUUACCUGGAACCCUUAAUACCUUAACCCUAAAAGUUUAGUGCGUAGAAAUAGAAAGUCCUCUAUAAUUAAUCUUGUUAAUUUAUUAAAGUAUGAAUGCAGUAUUUAAAUGUUCAGGGUGUGUGCUAGCAGGAGCGUACACAGAAUUUCAUUUCGGGAGGGUGGGGAGAUAGAUCCAGUUUGGCCGCUGUUUGGUUUCAAAUUCUUUCCCUUUGUUGGUAGGAAUCUCUCAUACACACACACACACACACACACACACACACACACAUACACACAUAUAUAUGCACUUGUAUAUAUAUGUAUGUGUAUAUGUAUGUAUAUCUAUGGCAAUUUUAGAUAAAUAACUUUUGCCCCUCUAAAUUGGUUUUACAAACAAGCCCGUAUAGAAAACCAUUUUACCAAAAAAAAAUUGCCCUAAUAGAAAUGACCAUAAAUUAGCUGAAUUGAUAGCCCUCGUAGGAAAACGAUUAAACACUUGCUUUAGUAAUGUUUUCAUAGUGGUUUUACGUGAAAGAAGAUUAAAUAGAUAGUAGUAGGUAUCCAUAUAAUAUGUGACCAUACUAAUUUGAACCCUCAACUUCCAAGUGGCAGAUCUGGUUAUCUCAUAAGGCGUACCUAUUAAUUGAUGCUACUAAUUUGUGAACAACUUCAGUAGUGCAACUGUCGGUGGAAUAUUAUUGGAACUUCUGUAAGUAUUGCAUGUAUAAUUUGUGUGUGUAUUAAUUUCAGUAUAAUCAAUUGGUCUUAAAUGUUUGGCUGGAGUGUUAUGGAAUAUAUAUUGUGCAUGCUUA